AUGAGCAGUGCAUCCGCCACCAUGACCGACUCCGACUCGGGAAAACGGAAGGCCUCGGUCGCUGGUCUCUCCGCCCAUAAUCGCCCUGUGAAACGUCGGGCUUCAAAAGCCUGUUGCUGCUGCAGAGCUCGCAAGGUUCGCUGCGAUGUGGUAGAAAAUGGAUCGCCCUGCACGAAUUGUCGCCUCGACCAGGUCGAAUGUAUUGUCACGGAAAGCAAGCGAAGAAAGAAGUCGCGCGUCGACGUGGAAACAAACCACACCUCCGAGUCGCCUGGCGAGAUCUCCGAAGAGAAUCCUCUAGGCUCUCUGGGCUCGUUGCACGGUAUGCCCGAUAUGGUGCCGACUUCGCCCUCGCAGAACUCGGUCGAUAUUGACCACGGGCAACAUAUGCCCCAUCUACUCUACCAAUCUCAGGCUCAUCGAAUUGGCUCUGAUGAUCUCUUCCGUCGUCGAAUGGCUCCUAACCCGGCCGUUCCCUCGUCAAUGCCUCUCGCCAAUGCUACUUUGCAAAUCCAGCAACUGCUUGAUCCCAACUUUGCCAACUCCCGGACCGCUAGUGGCUUCCUACCUGACUAUAUCCGCGGCCUGCCUGCACGACUCCAGAAAGAGGAUAUUGACUAUUUAGCCGCCAAGGGCGCCCUGACGAUUCCCGAUGUGAGCUUGCGCAACGAAUUACUGAAGGCCUACAUCCAUUACGUGCAUACGUAUAUGCCAUUGCUGGAUCUGGAGGAGUUCCUCCAGACUAUUGUUCAGAAUGAUGGCAUCCACCGCAUCAGUCUCCUGCUAUUCCAGGCUGUCAUGUUCGCCGGCAUGGCCUUCAUUGACAUGAAACAUCUCCAGGCUGCCGGUUACCAGACUCGUAAAGCAGCCCGCAAGAUCUUUUUCCAGCGUGCUCGCCUCCUGUAUGAUUUUGACUAUGAGGUGGAUCGAAUUUCUCUCGUUCAGUCGCUUCUUCUGAUGACCUACUGGUACGAAACUCCCGACGACCAAAAGGACACCUGGCACUGGAUGGGUGUCAGUCUCUCCCUGGCCCACACCAUUGGACUGCACCGAGAUCCCGGCAACUCGCGCAUGGAUGUUCGUCGUCAGCGGAUGUGGAAACGCAUCUGGUGGAGCACGUACACCCGUGACCGACUGAUUGCGCUGGGUAUGCGACGGCCGAUGCGCGUAAAGGAUGACGACUGUGAUGUGCCCAUGCUCACCCUGGACGAUUUCGAGUUCCAGAGCUUUUCUCCGGAAAUCGUGAAGAUGGUCGGAGACUCUGAGAUCUUGCAGAAUGUCAGCCACCAGCGAGAGCUGGCGUUGAUGUUCAUCGAAAAGGCUAAGCUGUGCCUGUGCGUUAGCCAUGUUCUUUCAGCCCAGUACUCUGUGCUGAGCCACAAGUUCGGCGGUACUAUGGAGACGACGAUGAUGCUGGUACCGAAGAAAUCGACUGCCGAGACAUUCGAAGUGCGACGAUGUGACCAAGAGCUGGAGGACUGGCUGGCCAACCUCCCCGUGGAAACCCAAUAUUCGCCAUCCGAUGGCUCGAAGCUCUCCGAGGCCAACGAGGUGCUACACUCUCACCGUGCUUUGCUGAAGAUGGUCUACCUCACGACUUCCAGCGCCCUGCACAGACCUCAGGUCCUCCCUGCGAUCCCAUAUCCCUCCACAGACGCUGAGUUGCAGGAGAUCUCCCGCAACAAGGUGCGGUUCGCUGCUGUGGAAAUCACCAGCAUCGCUCAGGACCUGCACGUCCUCGACCUGACUCGAUACUACCCCACAACCGGUGUCACCGUGCUUCUCCCCGCGGUGAUCAUUCACCUACUGGAUAUCAAAUCCAGCGACCCAAGUGUGCGCAUGACCAGCCUCCAGCGCUUCUACCAAUGCAUGCGCAUCCUCCAGCGCCUACGCGAGAUCUACGCCUCCGCCGACUUUGCCACCUCCUUCCUCGAAGCCGCCAUCCGCAAGGCUGGCAUUCAACUCACCGUCGCCCCGCAAGACGUGCAGUCCUCCCGCUCCCGCUCCAACCGCACCACUUCUACAACCGCCGCCUCCACCGCCACCCCUUCGGCUUCAAGCAAUGACCCCUUCGACAUCCUCUCCCGUCCCAACGCCCUGACUCCUCCACCAGACUCCUUGGCCCAAAAGAUCCCCGACUUGACUUACCCCAAGCCCGGCCCCGCGACUACCCGUGCCCAGCCAACCGUCGACCUCUUCGCUUCCACACCCCCACACUCCGACGGCAGCGAAAACGGCAGCACGAAUAACCUCAAUCCCAACUACGCCUCGCACGAUGCUUUCGCUGUCCCAAACCUAAACUCAGAAAUGAGUCUCACCGAAUUAAUGGAUCUCGCUAAUGACGCCGAAGUCACUCAAAACGACUUUGACGCUCUGAUCAAUUUCGAUGAUGCGGGAAAUGAUUUCUUCUCUGAGGAUGUCCAGCAGCAGCAACAACAGCAACAGCAACAGCAGUCUGGUGUUGGCGUCGGCGCAGAGGAAAAGGCCUAUGAAUUCGAUAUGAAAGCUCUGGGCUUUGAUACCGAGCCUAAGGCGUUUGAUUUUGCGCAUUUGGCGGAGCCGCGUUUGGGGGAGCGUGGCCUGGGCGUUUCAGCCGAGGCUCAGCGGGUUGGUCUGACGGCUGAUUUGGAUACGGAUCUCGGGAUCGGAUUGGAUGAAUAA
Molecule: messenger RNA, 2661 nt
Organism: Penicillium daleae
Lineage: Eukaryota; Fungi; Ascomycota; Eurotiomycetes; Eurotiales; Aspergillaceae
Gene: farB1
Product: putative C6 transcription factor (Ctf1B)
Exons: 3
Coding region: 1-2661 (886 amino acids)
Biological process (GO): regulation of DNA-templated transcription; DNA-templated transcription
Molecular function (GO): DNA-binding transcription factor activity, RNA polymerase II-specific; zinc ion binding; DNA binding
Source: RefSeq, a predicted model, not a curated record